CAAAACGACGAAGCAAGUGUCAAAUAACAUGCAGGAAACUCACAACAUAUCAACGGCGACAACCACAACCACAGAGAUCCUCCCACCCAUCAUGCGUGCGAUUCACAUACACAUAUAUGGAUGGCUACAGAGGGUUUUCUAGUUCUGUAGUGGGGCAGAAGUGAAGUGAAAUGGGCUUGUGACCUUUAGUUUCUACCCUCCCGAGGGAGGAUUCAGAAUAUUUUCAGUAAUAACCGUGCUGUGCAGUCUGACGAUGGUCAAAGCGAACAAGAAGUCCAUGCAACGUGGGACAGGGGGAGACAACGGGAUCAACGCGCGAAGAAAAAAAAAUGUUCUGUGUAUUCUUCGGUGCAGAGAAUCUUGAAUCCUGAUGACAAGCGUGAAUAACCUGAUAAACAGUUUCAACUAUAAGGCUACGAAGCGACGAUCCCUCCCUCCUCCCGGAAAACCUGUUUUGGAGCUGCUGAUCACGUGAUCAUUAUUGCAUCGGACCAGCGACUGCGUGGGACAAUUUUUUUUUUCAUUGCGGCUUGAACAUGUUUGACACUCCAUUGUCAACUUAACAGCAGGUGGUCAUCGCCUCCAACUAUGACUAACAUGAUUGACAAAGCGGCACGAUCAAUGCUCCAGGUGAACAUCAUCUACAACUGCUUUACCGCUCCAUUGCCGUCCCACCUGUUACCGGCAAAGCAACUGUCAGAGAACAACUGAGGGAGAUAGCUGCUGGAUGUAUAACAUCGCAAAGGUUGAGACCGUCUCGUCCUCACGAAAAACUAACAACAAAAGACCGCCGUUUGCCCUGCUUUUUCAAGAGUGCUGCAGCUGUCCCAAGAGCAUGCGCAGUCACAUCACAAGGCUGGUCUUGCUAUUAGGGGGCAUCCUGUUCGCUGGUGUCUAUUUCUACCUCUACAUGAAGUCUGGAGCCAACUUCAUCAACCAACUGUCCUACUCAUACAACGCCUCUGCAGCCUUAGUACAUGGCAUCAACAGUAAGACUACGACAACACCAGAAACAACGACUACAUGGCCUUCUGUCUGUCCUGAGAGUAACAUCACAUUCGUCUCCGCUUUCUUCGACUUCGGCAACCACCCGAAGGGCGGCGGCCGCCGGACUGUGGAGGAGUACUACCCCUGGAGUGCAGCCUUCGGUCGGGUGUAUGCCCCAUUGGUCUUCUACACGGACUCGGAGAAGUUUGGUUCACACGUGCAAAAAUUGCGUGCGCACAUGGAUCCCCGCCUGACACACGUCAUUUCCGUUAAUCGCUCAACACUUUGGCCAUUCGAGUAUAAGGAUGUCAUAGCCCGACUGUAUGCCCGCAAGGACUACCCGAAACAUGCGCCAAACACCGUUGUUCCCGAAUAUUCCUGCUCCAUGCACGCCAAGUACGCAUGUCUGUACGAUGCCAGUGUUACAGCAUGGUUUGGUGACAACGCACUUCAUAGCUUGGAUCGACAUCGGAUAUUACCGGGACUUACCAACCCAAACAUUAGUUACUGUGUAACAACACCCAAAGAAUUUGACGAAAACAAGGUUCUUUUUAACCAGGUAUACAUGCCAAAUUUCAAUCUCUCACCACGAGAUAUAUUCUACGGUAACCACGUGUGGGUCGGAGGAGGGAUGUUCAUAGCAACACGUGAGGUCAUGCUCAGACUCUGUGAUGAAUACAAGAGGGCGGCCACAUUUUUACUCCUCAAUCGUAAUCUGAGCUCCACGGACCAACAGACACUAUACGCCAGUAUGACCGUAGAAGGCAAGAAAGACAUAAACCUCACCGUGGAUAUUGCUGUGAUACCACAGACACACGACUGGUUUGAUCUGGGCAAGUCUCUCCUCAGAAACGUCGGGUGAACGACAGGUGUCACAGUCGGAGGGCAUGGUCCUCAACGAUGACAGUUAUUCCAGAAGUCGACCCUCUCUCGUCCAUGCCUUGCAGGACUCCCGCCCAGCUGUGAUGAGAAACGCGUGACAAGGGACCCGAGAGUAUUGCAGCUGUGUCCUGCUUUGACACUGCAGCUGUGUCUUGCUUUGACACUGCAGCUGUGUCCUGGCAUGCUCACAUCAGACAGGGGGGGGGUGUACUUUUAAAGAAGAGUGUGGUUACAUUUUCUUUGUGUAGACAUGUGACUCUUACCACAACUCAAGGAUAAGUAUUCACCAAUGUGUGCCCUGAUGCGUACUAAUGUGCCUUGCAAUGGGAAAGGACAAAAAAAAAAAGCAAUAGAUGAAAAUACUUUUCUGCUGGCAGAAUAUUGAGACGAGUGCAAUGACUCGUGAGCAGUUUUCGACAUGUCCGUUCGUGCCUGGUGCACAAAAUUCAAGCAAAAAUGAAGCCAGUUGCAUGAGCUGUGUUCGCCAGCUGUUGGUCCACUCAGAAAUUGCUUUUACUUACCUCGAUUAGACUGUAAAAGUUCUGAAUGCAGAACACAUUUUUCUCCUUUUUUUUUUUUCUUUUAGAUCAACAUCUGGGGCUCGCAUUACCUCUUGUAGGAUUGUCCGACCUAGACCCUGGAUGUGUCACGUGGGCAGCUGUGCAGUGUCUACAUCAUGUUAAAUGUAUGCUGCGACUGUUGUUUGGGGAUGGGGGAAGAAGGGGAAAAAAGACACGAUAUUAAUACAGAUCUUUAUUUUACUUUUAUUAUUAUACUUUUUUUUUUUGUAAAGCGUCUUGGGCUUGCCCACAGGGCCGAGGCAUAGAGAGAUGUACUUUAAUUUAUUUUAUUAUUAGUAGUGGUAUAAAAACAUGAAAGAGCAGGGUGCCGCAACAAAAUGCGAUUCUGCGUUUAAAGAAAGCCUUUUCAUGUAUUAGCCUGUGUGUGCGUCCAUGCGUGCGUACGAGAGAGAGAGAGAAAGGAAGGUUUGAAUGCAGUGGUGAAGAUGACAGCUCCGAUACCUAUUCGUCACACAAUAAAUUCAUCCAGCUGAUGUUUGUUAUAAAAA
Messenger RNA from Pomacea canaliculata, 2938 nucleotides. RefSeq lists its product as uncharacterized. NCBI's taxonomy places the organism in Eukaryota, Metazoa, Mollusca, Gastropoda, Architaenioglossa, Ampullariidae. The record is from RefSeq and is a predicted model, not a curated record.